Molecule: messenger RNA, 723 nt
Organism: Stylonychia lemnae
Lineage: Eukaryota; Ciliophora; Spirotrichea; Sporadotrichida; Oxytrichidae
Source: the annotation of a GenBank genome assembly
AUGCAAUAACAAAAGCAAAAUUCUCUUACUAAAGAUUAAAGCUAAUCACUUUCCAAAUUAUUAGAGAUAUUAUAGAUUCAGAAAUAAAAGCUAGCAUAAUAACCAUUGCAGGUACCAGCUAAGAAUCAUGAGCAAAUCAUCUAAGAUUUUAUCAAAGAGUAAUUGAUUGACUUGAGUAUCAAGGAGAAAAUUGGAAUAAGUACCAGGCUUAUAUAAGGUUACCUUGAGUGCUGUGAUUAUUUUGAGGUGCUAAAUUUGAUAAAGCCAUUGGAUGAAUAUUGGAAGCAAAAGUACAAGAAUACUUUGAUUUUGGCAAGAGAUUCUUAAAAAGAAUUAGAGAGAAUGAGGGAAAUUUACAAGCCAAAGUCCAAUCAAGAUUAGUAGAAGAGCCACUACCCUAGUCUUUACCCAGAAAUAUCUGACUAUAAAAAUACUCCAUUUAAUCAAGUGUAAAGUCCACAUAAAACAAAUAUACCUUUUAAGCUUGGCUAAUAGUAAAUUUUAAAUCCUGAAUCUCAAACAUAAACCAAUAUUCUAGAUUAAAAAAUACCUACCCCUGAAAUAAAUAGCAACGAUCUGACACCUUUGGUGAUAGACACAGAAAAUUAAGAAAAUAGGGAAAGUGAGUAAUUACCAUUAAAAAAGAGGAGAUCCUUUGAUAUGUCUAAGGACAUGAGAUACUAUAAAAGUAUUGAUGAAGCCAAGAAAAGAGCUUUCUUUUGA